This is a messenger RNA of Prunus armeniaca (apricot), 498 nucleotides long. Lineage: Eukaryota; Viridiplantae; Streptophyta; Magnoliopsida; Rosales; Rosaceae. The record is from the annotation of a GenBank genome assembly.
AUGGAUCCGUUGCUGCAGGAGUCUGUCCAGGAGAAGGGAGGAAGCAUUGUACGGAAAGUGGGAUCUUUUCUGAAAAUGGCAAGUUACUAUGACAUUGAUGAUAUUCUUGUGGAGGAACAGCGUGUCCCACUUGUUUUCCAGCAAGCAGUAAAUGGGGUUGAUAUUGAUCCUAGUGCUGAAACCCAUUGUGUUGAACCCGGUUCAAAGGUAGAGCUGCCUUACUGGCUUGCCCAUGAGUUACACCUCAGAAAAGUAGCAAAGAUGAAGGUUCCUGCAUGUUUCAAUCAAAGGGCUGAGUUGCAGGGAGAUUCAUUCUGGCAAGUGGUCAUUGAUUUUCAGUUAUUUCCGUCUUUGAAAUCUGAUAUCCAGACAUUUCUUCUCUGCAUUUCUUCCUUUGUCAGAACAAAACUGGAACUUGGGGCUGAUGGUGCAUCUGUGGAUUUAAGAUCUCGAUGUCUAUACUUCUAUGAAUUUGGAUGCAAGAUAGCACCGCUGUGA